Messenger RNA from Nanorana parkeri, 1490 nucleotides. RefSeq names its product kynureninase (gene KYNU). The record is from RefSeq and is a predicted model, not a curated record. Lineage: Eukaryota; Metazoa; Chordata; Amphibia; Anura; Dicroglossidae. Bases 84 to 1481 code for a protein of 465 amino acids. Gene Ontology annotation, cellular component: cytoplasm. Gene Ontology annotation, biological process: NAD+ biosynthetic process. The transcript is spliced from 14 exons. Gene Ontology annotation, molecular function: pyridoxal phosphate binding; kynureninase activity.
UCAAAACGUCAACGACUUUUAAUAGCUUAUCAUCUUAAGGUCUGGUUAGCGUUGCUCCGUACAGCUAAUCUCUUUCCAUCACUAUGAAUUCAUCUCUUCAUACGUCACCCGUAGCAACAUUGGAAAAGCUAGCAUCUGAGCUCGGCUGCAGCAUAGUCGAUGAGAAACUGGCUAUUCACUUGGACAAUGAAGAUGAAUUAAAGCAUCUUAAACAAUGUUUUCACAUUCCAGCGAAAAAGGAUUUGCCAGCAAUGGAGAAAUCUCUUACUAACGAAGAAGACAAUUGCAUAUACUUCUGUGGCAACUCCCUUGGGCUUCAACCAAAGAAGGUCAAACCCUAUAUUGAGGAAGAACUGGACAAAUGGGCAAAACUGGGAGUCCAUGGCCAUUUCAUCGGUACGCGUCCGUGGGCACUGGGUGAUGAAUGUAUUGUGGAUCUCAUGGCAAAAAUUGUUGGUGCCAGAACCGGAGAGGUGGCAUUAAUGAAUGGACUGACGGUUAAUUUGCAUCUUCAGAUGCUGUCCUUUUACAAGCCGACAAAAGCUCGCCAUAAGAUCCUGCUGGAGGCCAAAGCGUUUCCUUCUGACCAUUACGCGGUGGAGUCGCAGAUUCAGUUUCAUGGACUCGAUGUGGAAUCCAGCAUGCUGUUAGUGCAUCCCCACAAGGGGGAACAAACACUGAGGACGGAGGAUAUUCUGUCAGUUAUUGACAAGGAAGGUGAUUCAAUUGCCCUCAUUUUAUUUUCUGGCGUUCAGUAUUAUACAGGACAGCUAUUUGACAUCCCCAAAAUAACAGAGGCCGGUCACAGAAAGGGAUGUUAUGUUGGCUUUGACUUGGCCCAUGCUGUUGGUAACGUUGAACUGCACUUACAUGACUGGGAUGUGGACUUUGCCUGCUGGUGUUCCUAUAAGUAUCUUAAUUCUGGAGCAGGUGGAUUGGCUGGAGCUUUCAUCCAUGAGAAACUUUCCAGUGCUAUCAAACCAGCGUUGGUUGGCUGGUGGGGUCACGAGUUCAAAUCCAGAUUUAGCAUGGAAAACAAGCUAAAAUUAAGCCAGGGAGUUGAUGGAUUUCGUUUGUCUAACCCACCUAUGCUACUGGUCAGUUCCCUGCAUGCAAGUUUAGAGGUUUUCAAUCAAACCAGCAUGGAGGCCUUAAGAAAGAAGUCUGUUUUACUGACCGGCUAUUUGGAGUAUUUAAUUAAGCAUUAUUACAGUGAAAACAUUGCUGAACCCAAGAAACCUUAUGCAAAAAUAAUCACGCCUUCUGGCAUUGAAGAGCGGGGCUGUCAGCUCUCCCUGACUUUCACGUUGCCCAUAAAAGCUGUUUAUGAGGAGCUGGAAAAAAAAGGAGUCGCGUGUGAUAUGCGGGAGCCCGAUGGUUUAAGGGUAGCACCAGUACCGCUCUACAACUCUUUCCAUGAUGUCUUCAAAUUUGUUCAAAUUCUUGGAGAAUCUUUGGAUGCUGUUUGGAAAUCAGCAUAGCCGAAUGAA